Messenger RNA from Lachancea mirantina, 663 nucleotides. NCBI's taxonomy places the organism in Eukaryota, Fungi, Ascomycota, Saccharomycetes, Saccharomycetales, Saccharomycetaceae. The record is from the annotation of a GenBank genome assembly.
AUGGGAGGCAUUUUGAAAAACCCGCUGACCAGCAAAGAAGAAGCUCGCGAGAAGGAACCGGAGUCGAUUAGCGAGUUCAGAAAACAGGUCUACAAGAACACGCAGCUGAACGCUAAGCUUACAGCACAUGAAAAUGGCGAAAGCAUAGCCGCGGGAGCUGCAAGGAAACACGUUUUGCCGCGAGACACACUGAGUCUCAAACACGACAGUCAGCAUGUGACUGCGGGUGAAGAGGAACGGUUGCAGUGGAAUCAGCGGAAUCUGGAUGCCAACGAAGUCGCAAAGCAACAGUUCCAGGAUAUCCACAUCGAUGAACCCAAGACGCCGUAUCAGGGUGCUGUCGAUCCGAGUGGCGAAUACUACGCAUUGGACGAGGACGACGAUCUCGAUCAGCUGUCGCUGGGAGAGCCAGAAGUGGAACUGGCGAACGCGAGGGAAAACGAGAUGCCCGUCGUAGAGACUGCAUCCGAGAACGAGACUGCACCGGAGAACGGCACUGCUCCUGAUGACGUCGCACUCAAGCACAAGCGGUUCGAAGAAAUGCGCAAAAAACACUACAACGUUGGCGGUGCUCUGAAAGACAGGCUGCGUGCCGGAAUUGAGGGAGCAGAAGAGGAAGAAGAAGAGGAAGAAGAAGAGGAAGGCAGCGACGGUGACAACUGA